Phycodurus eques (leafy seadragon) is the source of this 8169-nucleotide messenger RNA. It is a transcript of the gene celf5a, whose product is annotated as cugbp, Elav-like family member 5a. Gene Ontology annotation, biological process: mRNA splice site recognition; regulation of alternative mRNA splicing, via spliceosome. The coding region runs from base 181 to 1824 and encodes 547 amino acids. The record is from RefSeq and is a predicted model, not a curated record. Gene Ontology annotation, molecular function: mRNA binding. The transcript has 13 exons. Gene Ontology annotation, cellular component: nucleus; cytoplasm; ribonucleoprotein complex. Lineage: Eukaryota; Metazoa; Chordata; Actinopteri; Syngnathiformes; Syngnathidae.
CGCAGUAAAGAUGGAACUUCUCGACUGAGUGAAUAAAAGGCAGAUCGGCACAAAGUUUGUCUGUCCGUAGCCAUUAUGGCAUAAAUGAAUCUUCGGUCCGCUUCAUAAAGAAGGACGAAAAUAAUAUCUGCCACAAUGCUCUUGUCGUAGUACAAUUGGCAUCAACUUUAAUGCUCGAGAAUGGCCAGAUUCACUCAGACUGAAACAAGAAGGCAGCAGCAGCAGCAUCCUCCUCAUCAUCAUCCUCUUCCUCCUCCUGCUCCUCAGCAGCAUCCCGCUCCACACUCCUCCAGCUUGCUCCUCAGCGGACCGAGCCCGGCACCACUGCUCCUGAUCCCGCAACACCAGUCCCAGUACCAGCAGCAGUACGUCCAGAUCCCACUGCCCAAACCCAUGAACGGCUCGGAACCCAUUUCACUUCAUUCGGAGAGCGGCGCCAUGAAGGACCAGGAUGCCAUUAAGCUGUUUAUCGGGCAGAUUCCGCGCAACUUGGAGGAGAAGGACCUGAAGCCCCUCUUUGAACAGUUUGGGAAGAUCCACGAACUGACCGUUCUCAAGGACCGCUACACUGGCAUGCACAAAGGUUGUGCGUUCCUCACCUACUGCGCCCGAGAGUCUGCCAUCAAAGCCCAGAACGCCCUCCAUGAACAGAAAACACUGCCAGGGAUGACUCGCCCCAUCCAGGUGAAACCGGCUGACAGCGAGAGCCGUGGAGAAGACAGGAAGUUGUUUGUGGGGAUGCUGAACAAACAACAGACCGAGGAGGACGUUUACCGCCUAUUCGAAUCCUACGGAGUCAUCGAGGAGUGCACGGUCCUAAGAGGUCCUGACGGCAACAGCAAAGGUUGCGCCUUUGUCAAGUUCUCCACACACACCGAGGCUCAGUCAGCAAUUGGUGCCCUACACGGAAGUCAGACAAUGCCAGGCGCGUCAUCCAGCCUGGUGGUCAAGUUCGCCGACACAGACAAGGAGCGCACCAUCAGACGCAUGCAGCAGAUGGUCGGCCAGUUUGGCAUCUUCAACCCUGCCAUUGCCCUUCCCUUCAGCACCUACAGCUCUUACGCACAUGCGCUCAUGCAGCAGCAGGCGGCCAUCAUGGCGGCGAGCCAUGGCGGUUACCUGACGCCGAGUGUGGCCGCCUUCCCGGCCACACAGAUCCACCAGAUGGGGGCACUCAACAUCAACAGCCUGCCACCCACCCCCAUGACCCCGGUGUCGGGUGAGUUUCAUCAAGCCUUGGGCCUAAGUUCACCACCAGCCAACAUCACCACCUCUGCCGUGCCCAGCAUCGUCACGCCUAUCGUCAACGGAUUCACCGGCAUCCCUCAUCAGCCCAACGGACAUCCCGCUGUGGAGACGGUCUACACCAACGGCCUGCCGCCUUACUCCACCCAGAGUCCCACCGCCGCUGACACCCUGCAGCAAGCCUUCACUGGAGUACAGCAAUACACAGCGAUCUACCCAGCCACCACGCUGACUCCCAUUGGCCAGACGCUGCCCCAAGCGCCCCAGGUCAUCCAGCAACAACAGCAGCAGCAGAGAGAAGGUGAGGGUCCGGAGGGCUGUAACCUGUUCAUCUACCACCUGCCACAGGAGUUUGGAGACAACGAACUCAUGCAGAUGUUUCUGCCCUUUGGCACCGUCAUCUCAUCCAAGGUCUUCAUGGACCGGGCGACCAACCAGAGCAAGUGCUUUGGCUUUGUGAGCUUCGACAACCCCGCCAGUGCACAGGCAGCUAUCCAGGCCAUGAAUGGCUUUCAGAUUGGCAUGAAGAGGUUGAAAGUCCAGCUAAAGAGACCGAAGGAUGCCAGCCGCCCUUACUGACACCGCCUACCUUUAGUAUUCACCGCAGCAGCAGCAGCAGCACAGGUUUUAGACGACACGUGAAGAUAUUUCGGAGGGGCUUAUCUCUUCUUUUUUUCCUCGGAAAGCAACAUAUGUUUUUAAAAAAAAAAAAAAAAAAUCAAAACGUAAGGAUUUUUUUCUUUGGGAAGACAUAUCAGCAUUUACUUAUGAAGAUGUAAGUGGCGGAACGAGACGAGGAGGCACGUCGCCAGGGACGCUAACAGAUGGCACAGUGUGAGAAAGGAAAGAAAAGGAAGGAAAAAAAACUGGAAAAAAUGAAACGAAAAAGACUUGAUCAACAGAACUUUUUUUUCUUGUUGAGACUUGAAUUGUUAACGAAGCAACAAACUAACAAACAGGAAAAAGCAGCAACAACAAAUAGAUUUCUAUAUACAUAUUCUAUACACAUAUAUAUAUAAGUGAGAGAUGCGCUUGUGGCUUUACUGCUCCUUGGACAAAUGAGGGUUCACAAAAGGCGAAGAUGGGAGGCGGAAAGACCGUCUUUCUUCUUCUCCCUCUUUUUCUUGUGUCGUCUCGCAGCAAGUGCGGCGCCACUAGCCCUGGAGGAGGUCACUGAGGUUUCCGUUAGCAACAGUACAACUGAGAAUCUUUCACCCCAAAAAAGGGACCAAAGGACCAAACACAUUUGUAUUGUUCAGAAACAGUAACGCAUCGUAUUAAUUCAUGAGACAGCAGUACUACUAAUGAUAUUAAGGUAAAAAAAAAAAUUUAAACAUUGCUUCAGGUUGAAAGAAAGAAAAGAGAAAAAUAAUGUUUUUUUUCAUAACUAAUGGGUUUGAGAAUAUUAAAACGAAAACAUGAAAAAAAUUAGCUAUACAAUUUUAGUGGCGUAGAAUAUGUGGGAUAGAUAUUGUAAUGGGCAUAAGUUCAUCUUCAUUAUUCAUUUCAUUUUAAUUUAUUGUGAAAAUAAAAUCACAAAUAAGCCGCCAUAUUGAUAUUGUGGGAAACCAGCCGUUGGUGAUUUUGUGCAAAAGUUAAAUUUUUAAAGAUGCCAAAAAGCUGCUAUGUAAUUAAUUUUACAACAAACUAACUUAUUAAGCAGUGGUUCUGAAAUGUUUUACAGCAAGUACCACCUGAAAAAAUACUUCGCACCAUUAUGAAUAACAUUAAAAUACAGCAGAUCACUGGACCUAAAUGUUCAUCAAAAAUGUUUUAUUUCUAAAAUGUAUAUUCAAUAUUAUCAUAAGCCACUGGAACAUUAUGCAGCUUUAACAUUUGUACUGUGCUUAAAUAUAGGAUGAUAUAAAAAAAACUGUACUUAGAUAAUCAGCCAAUUAAAGUGUAUUGCACAUAAACAUUAAAUAAAACAUGUACAUAAAUGUUUAAAAACAAACACUUCUUAAAGAUUAAAUGCAAAUAUAUUGAAGUUAAACGUAAACCAUUAGUGGUACUCGUACCACACUUUUAGAAUCACUAAAGAAUCAAGAGAGAAUUUUAUUUCAUUAUACCGAAGGAUCAUUUUUGCAAGAAAAAUGGGUCAGUUCAUUUGUCUGGAGACAAAUUGUUAAAAAGUGUGUCUUUAUCUCGGUUAGGCGAACAAGCCAUCAUUAUGCAAAACCAUCACUCGCCAAACACACACCUUGCCUUCAAAUCACCUUGUGAGGAUUACCCGUCCAUGAUAUGAGUGUAGUGUUGCCAUAACUUUGGUAACAUGAACUGAAAAACAAAAAUGCUAAAUCAGCUAAUCUUACCUGUAUGUGUUGUCAACUGUGGUUGACUUUAUCUCUAUUAAUGUCUUUUUUCCCAUCGUGUCAUCAUCUGCGGCGGUUGACAAAAGUAACAAGCCUAUUUUGACAAAUUAAGGAGAAGAAAUUACAGAUAUCCGUUUUCCAAUGUAGGGAGUAGACCUAAAAAGUUGUCAGUAGCUGAAAAAUCUACUUCAGUAUUUGUACUUUGUUACUUCACAAGAGCAAUACGGCGGCUGCUCUUCACUUUAUCCAUCAUGCUUUUUCCCUUCCUUUCUACCUUCCUACCUUCCUUUCUUCCUUUUGUUGCAUCAUUAAAGCCUUGAUAUUCCAGAUAAUCUGACCGUAAAGCAGUGUGCUAAAAGUGCCAUCCGGCUGAGCCGCACGUGCGCCGCAGUAAAACAACGCAGUGUCUGUAACGUCUUCAUAAAAAUAUACAAAUGGACCUGACAGCGGUUGUAAACAUCGUCGCCACUGUCGAGUCAAGGCAGUGCCAGCACGGGUCGCGCCUUCUCCUGCUGCCAAGCCUCUCCAGCUGCUCGCAGCGGGGAGAGCGUCCUCCCCUGUCGCCUCGCCUCCGGGUGCCAGCAUAUCUCUCACUCUUAAUAGGAGCCAUCAGUUCCCAGGGCUGCAUAAUGAGGAUGAUGGUAAUAUUGAUCAGAUGGGGAGGGGGGAGCGAAGUAUGUGCAAUCAAUUAUAAAUUUGGCUUGAUGGAGUUCACUUUUCUCUCAUGGUUGGUGGAUACAGUUGUCGUUUGUUGCAACAUAGAUGUCUCCAAAUCAAUCAUCGGAAGACUGGCUUCGCAAAGAACUGACAGAAACUGUUUGGAAAAGGGAGAGAAAAAAAGUACAGUCUUGUCACUUGGUACCCUUUAAGCGCGUGUUUCGUGACCUUUUGUGGCCAAGACAUAUACUGUAUCUAUUACUUGAGAAAAAUCCCACGCAUAUCAACACAUAAAAAUGUCACAAAAAGUAUAUACUGUACUGACGAUGAGCUAGUCUCAGUUUACUCACAAAUUUACUUAGUGUGAAAUCUGGGCCUGUGUAGUUGAACACAAAGCUAUUAUUCUGUUUAUGAAUGGCAACAUGUGGACACACAGUUGAAUUGGACCUUUUGCCAUCUGGUGGAAGAGCAUUUAAUUGUUCUGCCUGUCACUAUACGUCGCUGGCAUAGAUAGAGCAACAAAGAUACAUUAUUCGUCGUAAAUAAGUAAUAAUUUUCAGACCAACGGCUUUCAUUUGUACCUCGAGGGACAGAUAAUGACUCCUACUAUAUUCUAACCAUGGAACCUCUUGAGUGGGAUGACCACCCAUUCAGUCCAUACUAGUAGCCAACUGCAGCUUUCAUCCUAUAAUCUCAAACAGAUGAGGAAAAACGUGUUGCUUGAAGGGCGUUUUUAAAAUGAGGUAUUAAAACAAAACAGGACUUUUGUCCUUAAUGUGCCAACGGAAACACGCAACACAGUAUGACAGGAACAAUGUUGAAAGGACAUUGAUAACUUUGCAUUCUUCGCAGCACUGGGUGACUAUAUCUAUUUUUAUGCCGCAAAACAAAAUAAAUUCCAUAUUAUCACAGUGUGAUCGUAGAGUGUUUUAACUUAAGCAUUCUGAUACAAAUAACAAUUUAUUUAGGAGUUCAUUUUUACAAUUAUGUACUGUAUUACAAAAAAACACAUUCAGUGUCUCUGAACGCACCGCGGUUACUCACACAGCUGCCGUGUGCCUGCCUAGUUUCAUUCUGAAGAGUGAAAUAGGAAUUGCAGCAGGUGUCAAUUAUUUUAAUCUUUUGAGCAUGUCCUAACAAGUCCCUCUGCUGGUCACUUUUAAUAUUAAGGUUGAUUCUCUGUAUAUUGCAGUACACCAACAUUGCAGCAGAUCCUGCGAUGUGACUGUUGCGCACACGUACAUCGUUCAAACAAAAUAUCGUCCAGCCCUACAGUAAACCUUAACGGGGAGUGGCAUUAAACAGCUUGAAGCUUGAUGAAUUGUUCACUAUUUACCAAACAUCUGCUUAUUGUGAAGUGAAUUGAGUUCACUGCCACCAUACAGCGCUUGUAUCUCAAGUUUGCGCUUGCAAGUCAAAGCAAAAAAGCGUCAGAAUAUGACGGCUUGUAUCUUGAAAAAACCCGUCAGUCGGGUAAGUCAUAUUUCAAGGCACCACUUUAACGUAUGUUUCAGCGAGGGCAGCACGGUGAGCUAGUGGUUAGCAUUUCUGCCUCACAGUUCUAGGGAUUGGUGUUCGAAUCUCAGCUCGGCAUUCCAGUGAUUAGUUUGCAUGUUCUUUUACAAAAUUCAGAAUUCCUCCCAUGUUCCAAAAACAUGCAUGUUCGGGUCACUGAAGACUAAAUUGUCCAUAGGUAUGAAAGUUAGUGUGAAUGGUUGUUUGCCUAUAUGUGCCCUGCGAUUGGCUGGUGACCAGUCCAGCGUUUCCACUUUGUUUCUGACAGAAGGAAAACUUGUGCAAUGCUAGAUUCGUGCUCAUUUGCUCAUAAAGCCAUGAUGAUAAAACUGCUUAUAUGAAGGAUUGUGAUGGGUUAAAUCCUGGACCUCUUGAUCCCAAGUGUCAAACUGGUGGCCAGGGGGCCUGAUCCGGCCCGCCACAUAAUUUUAUGUGGCCCGCGAAAGCAAAUCAAAUUUGCUCAUUUUGUUCUGGUGUAAUACGAUUGAGAUAUUUGCAAGCAUUUUUUUGUUACCAAUGCAUAGUUAGAUCAUAGUGUGUAUAAAGAGUCAACUACAUGAGUUGUUCUCUACCGAAGAGCAGCUGUAUUCUCUCCGCAGAGGGUAUAAUGGUGCCAUGAGAGCUCGUACACAGCCGGGCAUUAGCAGCCUUAGGAGGUCAAAUUAAGAGCAAAAUGAUCCAUCAAUUAGACAGCGGCAGGCCUGUAGGUGAAUCAGCCAACAGCUGCUGCAGACAAAAUGAGCGCUUACCAUUAAUUGCCGGUCACGCAUGGCCGCCAUAUAUCUAAACUAGCGUCACAUCAUAGCCAAGAUGCGCAAAAGAUGUAACUUCCAAAAUGAAAUAGGCUUUUAAUUGGCUGUUUGCAUUUCAAUCGGUCUCUGUGUGUGUUUUUAAUCCUUUUCUAUCUCCAUAAAGCAGCCUGCCUUCUCUAAUAGUUGUUCUUUUCUUUCCCAGAUUACAUUUUAUUUCGAGUGUAAAAUUGUAAGUAGUUCUUUUUAAUGGGGACUUGAAACCUGAAAUAAAUAACUCAAUGGCAUGUUUGGCAAUACCAUCACUUAAAGAUCAUCAUUCUGAAUUCUGAUUCUGAGAUCAUCAUUUGACUAAUUUGGAAAAAGGUUUUCCACAAAUUACCGUAUAUCCUCAAAUAACAGUCUCCACUCUAGUAAAAACCACGUCAAUAAACUCACUUGAAACAAAUAAUCUCCUCCCCAAAAUAGAUAAUUCAUCGGUGAAAAUAAAUUUAAAAAAAAAACAUUUGCUAAUUGUAAUUAUGUUAGCUGAUAGACACUAUUGUUCACAUCGGGUUGCUAACCAAAACAGCAGCACUAGCGUCACAUCAUAGCGUUCUCUCAGCUGAAUCAACUGUGAAGUCUUACAGCAUGGUUGUAAACAAGUUGCCUGAGUGGUAUUAAAGAUUAUCUUACUGGCAAUUCCAGAACCGAAUGUUCAUGUACAGUCGCUAGCCAAAACAGCAGCACCUACCGGGUCACGUAAACAGUCUCUCAGAUUAAUUAAAGCGUGGAGACUUGUUAUAAUAAAGUUCCCUGCGUAGUAUUGAAGAGUGUAUGGAAAAAAAUAACAGCCAAAUAAGUUUUUUAAAAUGUAUAUUUUCUAAUGGAAUGUUCUGAGGUUCUGUUUUCAGGUAUUAGCUUGUGAGGUAGCUCAAUUCCCCACAGCUGAUGUCACGUUGGUCUUCUUUACACAGCAAACCAGCGCCUCUGCUGGUUGCAGCCAAUUAUUGGGCUCCAGUUUGCGUUAACUGCUUCAAGAAGGUUAUGACUUCAUCCAUAAUGAUGCCCGAAUAAACGCAUUUGAGGAAAUAAUCAUCCCCGCCCAUCCAUCCAUUUUCUGAGCCAUUUAUCCUCACAAGGGUCGCGGGAGUGCUGGAGUCUAUCCCAGCUAUCAACGGGCAGGAGGUCGGGUACAUACAUAUAUAUAUAUGUGCCCAGCCAAUCGCAGGGCACAUAUAAACAAACAAUAUAAACAACCAUUCACACUCACAUUCACACCUAUGGGCAAUUUAGAGUCUUCAAUUAACCUACCGUGCAUGUUUUUUGGGAUGUGGGAGGAAACCGGAAUGCCCCGAGAAAACCCACAGGGGGAACAUGCAAACUCCACACAGGCGGGGCCGGGGAUUGAACCCCGGUCCUCAGAACUGUGAGGCAGACGCUCUAACCAGUAGGGUACCGUGUCGCCCAUCCCUACCCAGUAUAUGAGAAAACACUGUAUUUCUUGUGUCAAUAUAUGUUUUUUUGUAACAUAGUAUAACAUUAUGGGAAGCAGGUACUGUAGAUUUCAGGCUCCCUGGAGAGUUCCCGUUACUGUUAAUGUCAAGUGAAGCUGUGAUAGAUGCCCUCCUUUUUUUUCUCCCAGCCAUACGAGGCCUUGUAAAUCCUGGGGAAAAAAAUAUUUUUUAUUUAUUUUGGGGUUUUUUUUUUUU